Molecule: messenger RNA, 1596 nt
Organism: Monoraphidium neglectum
Lineage: Eukaryota; Viridiplantae; Chlorophyta; Chlorophyceae; Sphaeropleales; Selenastraceae
Exons: 5
Coding region: 1-1596 (531 amino acids)
Molecular function (GO): oxidoreductase activity
Source: RefSeq, a predicted model, not a curated record
AUGGCCUCUGCGGGCAUUGCGGGCCAGGCCUCCCUGCAAGGGGCACGGCCGUUUGCUAGUCCGUGCGCCGCUCCCGUGCCUUUGGCCUCGUGCCGGCAGCAACGGGCCGUGGCAAACCGCUCGACCUCUCGAUCCGGCCCCCGCCAUGAGGCGCACUACCCCGCCACGCCCGCGGCUGUGUGUGCCCCGCGGCGCUCCCCGGCGCCCCGCGGCCGCGCCGUGGCCGCCGCUGCAGCCGCCGGUCCAGCUGCGCCGCAGCUGCCCUCCGAGGCGGACGUCGUCGUCGUCGGCGCCGGCCUGGCCGGCCUCCACUGCGCGGAGCUGCUGCAGAAGCGCGGCGUGACCGCGCUGCUGCUCGAGGCGUCCGACGGCGUCGGCGGGCGCGUGCGGACGGACGACGUGGGCGGCUUUCUCCUGGACCGCGGCUUCCAGAUCUUUUUGACGGGUUACCCCUACGCGCAGCAGGUGCUGGACUACGAGGCCCUCCGCCUGCGCCCCUUCUACGCCGGCGCGCGCGUCUGGUUCAACGGCGGCUGGCACACCGUGGCGGACCCGCUGCGCCACUUUGUGGACGGCCUGCUGUCGCUGGCCAACCCCAUAGGGUCUGUUGGGGACAAGGUCAACGUGGGGGUGUUCAGGCUCAAGAGCCUGCUGGGCUCGAUCGAUGACAUCUUCGCGCGGCCAGAGACGACCAUUGAGCAGCGGCUCAAGGAGGAGGGCUUCUCCCCCGAGAUCAUCGACCGCUUCUUCCGGCCCUUCCUGGGGGGCAUCUUCUUUGACACCAAGCUGGGCACCAGCAGCCGCCUCUUCUCAUUCGUCAUGCGCAUGCUGGCCACAGGCCAGAACUGCCUACCGGAGGGCGGCAUCGGCGCGGUGGCGGAGCAGCUCGGCGGGCGGCUGGCAGCGGACAGCCUCUUCCUUGGGGCCAAGGUGGAGCGGAUAGAGGGGGGUGGUGGCGACAACGCGGGGGCACGCGUGGUGCUCGCGGACGGCCGCAGCGUGGUGGCGCGGCGCGGCGUGGUGGUGGCGACAGAGGGCCCAGAGGCGCGGCGGCUGCUUGCGGGCCGGCUGGAGGCCUCCCCCUCCAAGCCGGAGGACGGCGUGGGCACCGCCUGCCUCUACUUCUCGGCCCCCUCACCCCCCAACCCCGACAACGUGCUCUACCUCAACGGCACCGGCAAGGGGCUCGUCAACAACGCCUGCUUCCCCAGCACCGUGUCCGCCAGCUACGCGCCAGCGGGGCAGGCGCUGGUGUCAGUGUCUGUCAUCGGCACGCAGCCGCAGCUGAGCGACGACGAGCUGACGGCGGCGGUCAAGGCAGAGCUGGGCCCCUGGUUUGGCGCAGGCCAGGUCUCCAGCUGGCAGCACCUCCGCACCUACCGCAUCCCCUUUGCCCAGCCCAGCCAGGCACCCCCGACCAACUUCCGGCGGCCGGUCGAGCUGGGCGGCGGCCUGUUUGUGUGCGGCGACCACAGGGACAGCGCCACGUUUGAGGGCGCCCUGGUGUCGGGGCGGCGCGCAGCAGAGGCGGUGCUGGCAAGCAGCAGCGGCGGCGUGGCGGCGCAGGCGGCGGCCAAGGUGACGAGCGCAGCGUGA